Molecule: messenger RNA, 918 nt
Organism: Helobdella robusta
Lineage: Eukaryota; Metazoa; Annelida; Clitellata; Rhynchobdellida; Glossiphoniidae
Exons: 3
Coding region: 1-918 (305 amino acids)
Source: RefSeq, a predicted model, not a curated record
AUGGAAAGAAAGAAAAAGCCGAAAGACACAGUUUCAGAACUGAAGUGUACAGACAAUGAUAACUUGGGAUUAAAGUUAUGUGAAGAAUGCAUGAAAUGUAAUAGGGAAAAGCUACAAAUUUUGGUUGAAACAGAAAAGGUUGCCAGUUUGGAUUUUGGACCAUCAUUGGAAGUUUAUAAAAGUGAAAUGCGAGACAUUACACAUUCCAUGAUGUCAAAAAUGGAGAUUCUUGAAAAAGCCAUAUAUGCACAAAAUGAAGAAUGGUCAGAUUUAAGAAAAAGAAUGGAAAAUAUAUCUAUAAUUUCUUUAAAACAGUUGGAAGAUAAUGAGAAAAUAACUAAAAAAACAGUUGAAAAAAGUGAACAAGUGUUAAUGAAAUAUUCAGAAGCUGUAAAAGGGAAGGUUGACACUCUUGCGACUGAUGUUAAAAAGAUGCAAAAAUCCAUUUUAGAUACAACUACCAAAAUAGAUAUUAAUAAUGAUAGGGAAAAAAGAAAAAAUAACAUAAUAUUAUAUAAUUUAGAUGAGAAGGAAAAUAACCCCAGGGUAUGUGUUGGCAAACUGUUGAAAGAGAUUGCUGAUAUAGAUUCUGAGUCAGAAGUGGUUGAUAUAUCCAGGUUGGGUAGAAAAUCAGAGGAGGCCAAACCAAGACCAGUUUUAGUACAACUAGCAAGUUUAACUACCAAGAACUUGUUGCUUGCAAACUGUUUUAAACUGAGAAACUCAACAUGUUUUAGUAAAGUUAUAAUAAAUCAUGAUCUAUCUAAGGAAGACAGAAUCAGUAAUAAAAAAAUUCUUGAAGAGAAAAAAAGUUUUGCUGAAGUCAACAAAAGAGGUUUGGUGUUGUACUAUAAAAAUUCAAUAGUUGUUUCUGAGCCAUCAUCUGAUGAUUUCAAAAUUUGUGCAUCAAGCUACUAA